Messenger RNA from Chondrus crispus (carragheen), 531 nucleotides. RefSeq names its product Peptidyl-tRNA hydrolase 2, mitochondrial. Gene Ontology annotation, cellular component: cytosol; mitochondrion. Bases 1 to 531 code for a protein of 176 amino acids. Gene Ontology annotation, molecular function: peptidyl-tRNA hydrolase activity. The record is from RefSeq and is a predicted model, not a curated record. The transcript is spliced from 2 exons. NCBI's taxonomy places the organism in Eukaryota, Rhodophyta, Florideophyceae, Gigartinales, Gigartinaceae.
AUGUCAUCGCCCUUUUCACUUCGUGACACCCUUGCCGGUGGAAUAGGAGUAACUACCGGCUUCGUAUUGGGAUUAUUCACGCGCACAGUUUUCCGCCGCUUUCGCCCGCAACUAACAAGUCAAUAUUCUUCAGAUUCUGAGGAAGACAUUGGAUGGGAACCAGCGGGCUCUGUAGGUGAGGCUCACAAGCUCGUGCUGUGCGUGCGCACUGACCUUAAGAUGAGCAAAGGUAAAAUUGCUGCUCAAGUCGGACAUGCCACAAUUGGCGCUUACAAGCGCGCAGAGACAAGAAACCCAACUGCUUUAAGAAUUUGGGAGCACAACGCGCAACCAAAGAUUGCCCUUCAAGUCAGUAGCAGGCAUCAGGCAGAAGCACUCGACCGCGAGGCCAGAAGACGAGGCUUGGUCACCUACAUGGUCCACGACGCAGGGAGAACGCAGAUUGCUGCGGGAAGCUUGACGGUCCUUGCCGUUGGCCCCGGUCCAGAUAGCUUGGUGAACCAGGUGACGGGAUCAUUGAGACUGCUGUAA